UGCCGCAGCGUCGCCUUUCUGCUAUUUCUCGCCCGACCCCGGCUCGCGAGAUCCUCGAGAGAUGGGGAGAGAUUGAUCGUUCGUGAUAUCCCGUUCGCGCGAGAUCGGAGCACGCCGAGGGAUCUUACAGCGAAUUAUUGUGGCAGGAAGCAGGUGCAGGUCUCUCCUAAACAUGACACGAUUACUUUCGAUAUCGCCGACUUUGGCUUUGGCCCUGGCCUUCCUCCUCUCGGUGGCGCAUCUCGCUUGCACCGCCACCUCGGAAACUAUAAGAGGAAGUCGAGAGACCUGCGAAGUCGAGGGGGAUGACAUUACCGUCGACAAGAUUCUGAACACGAGCUGUUUCCACUGCAUUUGUAAGAACGGAUUCGUCGAGUGUCUGAAGCAACAGUGCCCAAACACAGAUGGUUGCUACGCGUUGCUGGAGCCGCGGGACGACGAAUGUUGCUACAAGUGCACAGGAUGCGUAAAGAACGGCGUUCAUCAUGCAUCCGACACGGAAUGGACCGAGGAGAAGGAUCCGUGCCACGUAUAUACCUGCAAGGGAGGCGUCAUCACCAAAUCAAAGCUAGAGUGUUACACGCCCUGUCCCCAACCGAAACCAGCUCCACCCGGUCAAUGUUGCCCCGUAUGCGAAGGGUGCCUGGUGAACGGGCAGAUGGCCACCGCGGAUAGAUCAGUGACAACAACGGAGGACCCUUGCGUGACCUGCAAGUGCAACAAUAAGCAUCUCACUUGCGCGAAGUUAGCCUGUCCGAUCCUUAAUUGUCCUAACGCGAAGAUAGUUCGGGAUCCUGGCAAAUGUUGCCCGCACUGUUCAGGCAGUGCAAAAUUCUUCCAGCCUCCGAAAGGCGCAUGCAUGCUCGGCAUGCACGUACUCAACUCGGGCGCUAGACAUUGUACGGAUUUGUGCACGUGUUGCACCUGCGUCAAUUCGACGCUUUCGUGUGUCAGAAAUACCUGUCCGGUGCUGGAAUGUCCCCGCGAGCAUCAAACAACUACACCUGGCCGCUGUUGCCCGCAGUGUCCGGCGAUCCAGGAGAGCAGGGUCGCCUGCUCUGUUGGCAGAAGAACUUACAAGGAUGGCGAUGAUUGGAAGCUUGAUUCUUGCAAGACGUGCACUUGCAAAGAGGGCAAAGUACGCUGCGCAAUGCUUAUGUGUCCGCGUGUGAGUCCUUGCCCACCAGGCUCAAAAUUAGAACAUCCGGAAGGUCAAUGUUGUGCGCGAUGCGUUGAAAUUGAUGGAGUUUGCACGGUUUUCGGAGAUCCGCACUAUCGCACGUUCGACGGUAAAUUCUAUACCUUCAAGGGGGCAUGCAAAUACCAACUGGUCACCGAUUGUGUCGGUCACACAUUCAGCAUCCGUGUAACUAACGACGCGAAAAAGACAAAAACUUCAGCGUGGACCAAAACCAUCGCUUUGAAAAUUGGCGACUUGAAAGUAAACCUUGGCCAAAAAAUGAGAGUGAAGGUAAACGGAAAAAAGGUGGGCCUUCCUUAUAGCAUGGAAAAAAAGCGAUUGAACAUCAACAUAACGGAUGACAACGUGGUCGUCAGCACGGACAUCGGGAUCAAGAUUCUCUGGGACGGUAUCAGCUUUGUCGAGGUGUCCGUGCCUUCGUCGUACAGAGGUCGAUUGUGCGGUCUCUGCGGUAACUUCAAUUCUCUGCCCAGAGACGAUUUCAUGUCACGACACGGUAAAUUGCUGCAGGACGUGCAAAAAUUCGGCAAUUCUUGGUCUGUGAUCUCCAAGAAAGCAUGUAUCCGACAUCCGACAAAAUCAGGAAAUUCAACAGUAGAAAAAGACAACAAACGUUGCCGAGGAAGAAAGGAUCACCGGCUGUGCACUCGACUGAGAUCGCAAAUCUUCGAUCCGUGCCACAGAAAGGUGAACCCGAUGAUGUACUACAAAGCCUGUCUUCAGGACAUGUGCGAGUGCCCGACCGAGCACUGUUACUGCCAGUCCUUCACGGCUUACGCGCACGAGUGCAAGCGGCUCGGCAUCCAUCUCGAGCAGUGGAGAAAAUCUACGAGGUGUCGAGGGAUUAUGAACCAGUUGGACUGUUCGGCGAAUUCUUCCACCCAUUUACCGCGGACUAAUUAAAUCGCGCACUUUAUCCGCCGCCGCGUUCGGCCUCCAAAAACUCUAAAACCCGCGGGAUGUGCAGUAAGACUCUCAUGUGAGCGCGAAACUCCUUGUACAUUCUGUACGCAUGUAGAAAUACUUUAUCCUAGCCCUUCCUUUUUAUCUUUUUUUUCGAGAUAAUGUUUUAAUAACCGCGAACAAUAAAGAAGAGGAGAUACGACGUUGUGAAAUAAAUAGUGUUUUUCGCGAUGUAUAUAUCUUUAAAGAUUGUGCAGUAAUUAAAAAAUAUAUAUAUAUUUUCUCAGGAAUUGUCAGAAUCGAUUCUUGAAGUCGAAUUUUCCAUUUAAGUGAGAUAAAGUUUUUGAUACUUAAAUACUCGGUAAACACGCGAUUAACACGAGGAAUAAAGCACACUACUUAACAGUCUCUGACAGAUAUCGCGACGGAUUAAUUCGGAAUAAAUAUUCAUAAACGCUUAUUUAUUCAUAGAGCAACAUAAUAUGCACGUGGUACUUAUACUUAUAAGUCUGUCAUCUAUAAUGAGAAACGAUGAUAGACUGUUAAUGCGCGGAAUGAAAAUGUUUCGCCGUCUACGCGACACAAUAUACAACGCAAAGGAAUAUAUAAAUAGCUGAAACGCUGUCAGAAAUAUAAUCGUGCUGUUAUAAAAUAUUGUAAUAGCGUAAAAUUGUAGAAAUUUUUUAUUUCGUUUUGUAAACUUUAUCUCCUCGAUAUAUGUUUUGCGAUAUUAUCUCCUCUUCUAUCCCUGGUAAAUUCCUUCUGUUGCCGGGAACAGACCGGACGCGGCGGAGUGCUCGACGAAAAUCUACUAGUCACCACUUCGUAUCAAUAUGCAUUAAGGUUGGUGAGUUCCUGUGCCCCCGUGUUAGUAACGUCGAGUAGUGACUAGGGACACACUCGAGCCAGAGUACCUUUUCAUAACUUUGUCACAAUAAAAUAUUUGAUAUCACGCCAAUAACAAUUAUAUACGAAAAAGC
Messenger RNA from Nylanderia fulva, 3084 nucleotides. The record is from RefSeq and is a predicted model, not a curated record. NCBI's taxonomy places the organism in Eukaryota, Metazoa, Arthropoda, Insecta, Hymenoptera, Formicidae.